Penicillium angulare is the source of this 936-nucleotide messenger RNA. RefSeq lists its product as uncharacterized. Gene Ontology annotation, cellular component: cytosol. Gene Ontology annotation, biological process: L-aspartate biosynthetic process. The transcript has 3 exons. Gene Ontology annotation, molecular function: L-aspartate:2-oxoglutarate transaminase activity; pyridoxal phosphate binding. The coding region runs from base 1 to 936 and encodes 311 amino acids. Lineage: Eukaryota; Fungi; Ascomycota; Eurotiomycetes; Eurotiales; Aspergillaceae. The record is from RefSeq and is a predicted model, not a curated record.
AUGCGCCUUGGAAACACUCCAGAAAUCCCGAAAUUUUCCUUCCAAGUGAAACUUGGUGUUCGUCUCCCUCUGGAUAUUUUGAUAGAUAUUUUCAUAUUGUCUAACCUGAACUCAGUGAACCACCCUUUUGUCUUUCAAUCCGCAGGGAUUAAGCCUACAUUCAUCCCUUACCUCAACAGCAAGACAAACGCAUUCGACUUCUCUGGUUUUACGGCAGCGAUAAAAUCAUUGCCAGCUCAAUCUGUCAUUCUUCUCCAGUCUAAUGCUCAGAAUCCAACUGGAAGUGAUCCUUCACUUGAUCAGUGGAAAGAAUUAGCUACGGUGUUCUUGGAACGCGGUCACCUGGCAUUCUUCGAUGCCGCGUAUCCUGGUUUUGCCUCGGGGGACACUGAUAAGGAUUUAGAAGGUGUUCGUCUGUUUGCCGAGCUUGAAAUCCCACUUGUCUUUGUUUCGACAUAUGGCAAAAGUUUCGGAUUGUAUAGCGAGCGCGUUGGACUUCUCUCAGUUCUGGUGCCUAAUGAGGAGGUGGGGCAGAGAGUUCAGACACAGCUCAUACUCCUCGCCCGCGCCGAGUCUGGCGCGCCCCCCGAUUUUGGCUCCAAGAUCGUUGAAACUGUUCUGGAGGAUGAGAGUUUAGAACGGCAAUGGCGACAGGAAGUGCGCGACAUGGCUAAUGCUCUGAAGCGUCGCCGGCUUAGACUGAGAGAAGGGCUGGAAAAGCUGGAGACCCCAGGAACUUGGCAUCAUAUAACUGACCAGAAUGGAAUGUUUUCAUAUGUGGGUCUUUCCGUGGAACAGGUCACUAUUCUCCGUGAGAAGUACCAUGUCUAUCUUCAAGACUCUGGAAGAAUUUCUAUUGCGGGACUGAACAAUGACAAUAUCGAUUAUGUUACAAGUAGCAUUAGCGCUGUUGUCAAAGCUACGACCGCAAAUUAG